Vespula pensylvanica (western yellowjacket) is the source of this 2478-nucleotide messenger RNA. RefSeq names its product dual specificity protein phosphatase 15. The transcript has 9 exons. Gene Ontology annotation, cellular component: cytosol. NCBI's taxonomy places the organism in Eukaryota, Metazoa, Arthropoda, Insecta, Hymenoptera, Vespidae. Bases 1228 to 2277 code for a protein of 349 amino acids. The record is from RefSeq and is a predicted model, not a curated record. Gene Ontology annotation, molecular function: protein tyrosine/serine/threonine phosphatase activity. Gene Ontology annotation, biological process: protein dephosphorylation.
CCUUUACGUCUGCUCCCAACCUGACAGUGUCCCUGUAUCCUCGCAACACUCCUUCCUACACGGUGAGCGGGAUAGUCUUCGCACGACGCGCCCUUCCAUCAAAGCUACCAAACGAGGGAAAUACGGCCAAGCCAUUUCUAUCGUCGUCCGUCAUUAGUGCACGGAUCGUGUGUUGUUAAUCAUCGGAUCCGUGUCGUGCCGACGAGAUGUGAUUUGCAGGAUCUAUGACGGGAAAAGAAAUUCUUAUGGAUUGGUGAAUACCAGACAAAUGGAGAGCAUUGCUUUUUCCUCUUCUUUUUGUUUUAUUUCCUUUGCCAGUAAGAAGGAGAGCAUGAUCGUGCGCCUAUUUCGUGCCAAAAUAUGUGAUAGGACAACUCCGUUCUAUUUUUCCUAUCGCUCUUUUUCGACAUGAACCAGUCUGGAUCGUCAGUGGGAGGCAAGCAGAGGGGCGAAGAGGAACGGUCGGUCUUUAAUCAUGCCCGCUCGUUGAAAAAAAGCGCUUCGAGAGAAGAUAGCUACAACGAGGGAGGUGGGUUGGGACAGAUAUACAAAAGGAAAUUCUGAACCUGUGCUUUCCAGCUUCCAGUCAGCGAAUGAAUUUCUCUCUGAACGGGAUGUAUCCCUUUCGUUCGUCGAUCAAUUUUUUUCUUACAUAAAGUCGAUUUGAAAGCGCUACCGAGAUCGCGACCGAGCCCUCCGAGCGUCGCUUCGAAGAAAGAAAGAGAGAGAGAUAGAUAGAUAGACAGACAGACAGAGAGAGAGAGAGAGAGAGAGAGAGAGAGGAUAGAAAUAGAAACAAUACUGAGCUAGAAAAAUAAUCCACGAUGAAUCACGACAGUGCGAGAACGAUCAGAGAGAACAGUUUGAGGAGACGGCUUCUGCCGAAUCGACAGACUUUCGAUAUCGUUAAGAACAACUCGAACAUUUAAAAUUCGAUUUUAACGUUGGACCGUCUCGUAAAAAACUCAACGAGGUUAAGAAGAAAAACGGGAAGAGAUUAAAUAUCGUCGACUCGUGGGAUUCGCUGGCAAAAUACGAGCUUAUGUGUUGGUGAUGUGUUGGUCGAGGAUAGUGCUUCAAGAACAAUGCGGUCUUCGCGAUAACGAGGAUCAAAUCGGAUCGUCGGAGAGAGAGAGUUGAAGAGGCUGAGGACUCCCUGGGAGGCUGAGAAAGACUCGAAUUCGAAAUAACGGAGACGACGACGGCGUUUUAUCCAACGUAGACAACAUGGGGAAUGGCAUGAACAAGGUGCUUCCCGGCCUUUACAUUGGUAAUUAUCAGGAUAGUAAGGACGCAGAUCAACUGGAAAGGUUCGAGAUAACUCAUAUCCUGGCGAUUCAUGACACGGCUCGUCGAUUACACUCUAAUAAGCAUUACCUAUGCAUCUUAGCCGCCGACAGGCCGGAUCAAAAUUUAUCGCAAUAUUUUUCUCUCUGUAACGAUUUUAUCCACGCUGCUCGUUUGCGCGGUGGCAAUGUUCUAAUACAUUGCCUGGCGGGCAUGUCGAGAAGUGUGACGGUCGCAGUCGCCUAUAUCAUGAGCACCACAAAUCUAUCCUGGAAAGAGGCACUUAAGGUCGUGAGGGUAGGUCGUUCCAUCGCCAACCCAAACGCUGGCUUUCAACAACAACUCGAGGACUUUGAAUCGAGCCGUCUUCAGGAGGAACGACGAAGAUUGAAGGAACGAUUCCCUAGUCUCGCUCUUGCAGAAUCCGACGCGGAAGCAUGUAGAGCCACCCUUAAAAAUUACGAGGCGUUGGUGCAAGCACGAGAAGUUUGCGAAGGCAAAUGUGCCAUGGGUCGUCCUUGUCCCACUGGUCUCUGCCGUCAACCGUCCAAGAGGACUCCCAGAAGACGAUCAUCUUCCAGUAGUUCCGGAAAUUUAACACCUGGUAGAACACCACCACAAACGCCAAGAAUGCUUCCAUCCGCACCACCCUCGCCAGCUCUACCUAGAUCAGCCAGCGUUAUGUCCGCUACUCGGCCAAGAAGCGGUCCUGCAGGUUUACAUUCCUACACCGGAUCUGCGCCUCCUUCCAGGGCCGUUUCGAGGGUGGAUCUGUCAGCCGCCGUAGCUUGCAGUAGUAGUAAUACAAAUUUGACUGCCGUUGGCAGAUCCAUCACACUUUCUGGUAGUAACUGGAGAUUAACAGCGGGAUCAGCACCGACCACACCAAGGCCGACACCUCCGGUAUCGCCUCAACGAUGGCCGAGACGACUUUCCAGGCAAACGCCACAAUUACCUGUACCAUCGGAAGCUCAUUCCUCGAUGACGUAGCAGCACAACAAGAUCACUCUUUUCAGUCUUCUGGAACGAAGCCGAGAAAUAUCCACGAGAGAAACGGUGCAGAUCUCUUCAACUUGUAUUCAAGACGCGUUGUCUUGAAUGUCUUCUCUUCCUUAACAAGUUUUUCACUCUAUCUAUCUCUCUGUCUGUCUCUUGCUCUCUCUCUCUCUCUCUCUCUCUCUCUCUCUCUCU